GGCGAUAUAUACCUUAUAAUCAAGUACGAGCUCAACCUGCACUGCAUACUUACUAUAUACUCAAUGUAUUAAAAUGAUUAUGUUGUACUAGCGAGGAAACUUAACGCCUAAAACUUAGACCUGAGAAACUGAGCGGCAGUCAGAGGCGCAAGCUGAAGAGGAGCCGAGCAAACAUGGAGGGGCAGAAGAACCUACCAAAGGAGGGAGACAAAGGAACCGAUGACUUGAAAAAGUCAAAGGGAACCGAAGCUCAAAAACCUGAGGACAAGGGGCAAGAACCUCCAUGUAAGAAAACUCAUUGGGUACCGACCUACAGGGACGUGGUAACUGAUGAUAAAAAAGUGGCUCUGGUCCUCGCAGGCUACCCCACUAACAAGUUGACCACAGAGCAGGGGCUACUCAUUGAGUCUUGUGUUGGAGACUUGAUACUGUCGGGUACUGAUGGAACCGACGUACCAAGGUUUGAAGACACCAGACUCACUAAUGGAGCACUUGUGAUCAGUGCAGCCCAAGAGAGCUCUCUUAAGUGGCUCACUGACCAUGUCAACUUGAUAAAACCUUGGGACGGUGCAGAACUCCAUUUGGAAGCCUACAACCCGAUCAAGUAUAAACGGAUGGUCACUCACAUACCAGGGCUGCCAAAAGAGUCCAAGAAGAUCUUGGAAAUUUUGGCAAAACAAAACCCAGGGCUGAACACGGCGAUCUGGAAAGUCCACCAUGAGACAGAGGUUGGCCCGAAAGGACAAACUCUGUUCCUAAGUGUGGACGAAAACAGCAUGGUCAAACUGGAGGAACUGAAGCGCAGUCCAUAUUUUGGAAUGGGCAGAGUUUGCUUCACAGAUUAUGUUGCCAAGCAGCCACCAGCCCGGAAGGAUGUGAAAAAAUUCACACCUCAAAAAUCUGGGAAGAGGAAGGCUGAGGAAUCACCAGUGCCACUCGGGAAAGGAGGUAAGGCACAGGUAAGGAACAAACGGACACACUUUACUCCUGUCUCGAAAGGGAAGGGAGGAAGUGUGUUACGUAAGGGAAAGGGACCCAGGAAACCGCCACCCUCAAUAACGGCGACAGCUGAGGGGAACCUCUCCACGUAUCCAAAAGGAAAUGUGGAGAGCAAACCCAAGGCACGGUCGCCACCUGGGGACGGCGGUGGGAUACCACCCACAGGGGGGGCUGUGUGACACAGGGACUGUUUCAGACACCUGUAUCACACCCAGUACAGCGUGCUUUCUUAAGCGUCAACAUCAGUUUUUCUGAAUGGCUGACAAUAGAAUUCAA
This is a messenger RNA of Daktulosphaira vitifoliae (grape phylloxera), 1275 nucleotides long. RefSeq lists its product as uncharacterized. The record is from RefSeq and is a predicted model, not a curated record. The coding region runs from base 174 to 1178 and encodes 334 amino acids. Lineage: Eukaryota; Metazoa; Arthropoda; Insecta; Hemiptera; Phylloxeridae. The transcript has 2 exons.